AUGGCUGUAUGGGUGCAUUUUGUUCACCUGGGAAAGGCGCAAACCAAGGGGCCGAGUUGGUUUUCUGAACAACUUGCCAAGGAAACUCCCAAAGGCCCCAGAGCCUCUCCGUUGGUUUCCCGGGCAAAACAGCUGAGUUUGCGUCGUGACGACUUUGAGAUCCUGAAGGUGAUCGGCAGAGGAGCCUUUGGGGAGGUGGCCGUCGUGCGGAUGAAGCAGACGGAGAAAAUCUAUGCCAUGAAGAUCCUGCACAAGUGGGAAAUGCUGAAGAGAACCGAGACGGCUUGUUUUCGAGAGGAAAGGGAUGUCCUCGUGCAUGGUGACAGGCAGUGGAUUACCACGUUGCAUUACGCCUUCCAGGACGAGCACUACCUGUACCUGGUGAUGGAUUAUUAUGCUGGAGGAGACCUACUCACCCUUCUGAGCAAGUUUGAGGACCGGCUGCCAGAAGACAUGGCUUGUUUCUACCUAGCCGAGAUGGUCCUGGCCAUCCAUUCCCUCCACCAGCUCCAGUAUGUCCACAGAGACAUCAAGCCAGACAAUAUUCUGAUUGACACCAGCGGGCACAUCCGCCUGGCGGACUUUGGGUCCUGCCUCCGCCUGGCUUCGGAUGGCACGGUGGAGUCCUCGGUGGCAGUGGGCACCCCCGAUUACAUCUCCCCUGAGAUUCUGCAAGCCAUGGAGGACCGAAAAGGCAAAUACGGCCCCGAGUGUGAUUGGUGGUCUCUGGGGGUCUGCAUGUACGAGCUGCUUUUCGGGGAAACCCCUUUCUACGCCGAGUCCCUGGUGGAAACAUACGGCAAGAUCAUGAACCACGAGGACCACCUGCAGUUCCCCCCGGAUAUCACCGACGUCUCGGAGAGCGCCAAGGACCUGAUCCGCGAGCUCUUGUGCCGCCAAGAAGUCCGCCUGGGCCAGAAGGGCAUCGAGGACUUCACGCGACACCCUUUCUUUGAGGGCAUCGACUGGGAGGACCUCCGCAAGAGCCCUCCUCCCUUGGUCCCUGAGGUGGCCAGUCCGGCCGACACCUCCAACUUCGAUGUCGAUGAUGACACCUUAAAAGAAGCGGAGACGCUUCCACCCAUCUCCCACACCACGUUCUCGGCCCAUCACCUCCCCUUCGUUGGAUUCACCUACACCUCCGGGAUACCCUUCCCUGAGAGACCCCCGGUGUCGCCCCCCACCAGCUCCAGCAUCAGCCGGCUCGAGAAAAGGAUCCGUCAGCUGGAACGGGAGAAAAUGGAAUUGAGUCGGAAACUGCAAGAUUCUCUGGCGAGAUCCCCUUCCAAGACCUCGGCCAAGGAUGCGGAGAUCCGAAGUCUCCAAAACGAGGUGGCUACUUUGAAGAGACAAUUGACAGAGUCCACUGAAGCUCAGGCCGACUGCUUCAGCGACUCCAUCCGGCCCCCUCCUUCUCUGCCGCCCUCUUCUUUUUCGCCCUCCAUCGUUCUCAGUCAAGGACUACCUGGUGUGACUGAGCUGCAGGAGCAGCUACAGGCUCAGGCUUGGGAGCUACAAGAGGAGCAGGAGCGCCAUCGAGAGACAGCAGAGGAACUGCAGAGCGCCGAAGCCAAAUGUGGGGAGCUGCAGGCCCAGUUGCUGCGGCACUCGCGCCUGCUGCGGGAACGACUGGAGGAGACGGAAGCUGCUGCUCGACGGGUAGAAGGGCUACGGAAGGAGCUGGCCCGUACUGAGAGUGGACGCAAGGAGCUGGAGCUCCGGAUCGAAAGCCUGGUGGGCGAGGUGACCAAGCAGCGAAAGGGACGGGAGAGAGCGGAGCAGCAAAUGCGGAAGCUGAAAGAAGAACUGGAGGAGCUGCGGGCAAAGCCAAGCACGGCCAUCUUCAAGCGGUCCAGCUCCAGGAAACGUCCAGAGCCGUGCGGGGCUUGGAAGGAGGAGCUGCAAGCCAAGGCACGGCAGGUCGAGGCUCUGACGGAGGAGGUGGCCCAACUGCAGGAGCAGCUGGAGAAAGCCAGGAGGCAGCGGUGCGAAAAUAUGGAGCCGUGCAGAGGAAGCCAAGCGGCCACGAGCAAUAGCGGCAGCUCCCGGCCUUCUUGUGACCAGGUGGAUUCUCGGGGGAACGACGCCUUGCACCCGGGACCGGGGAGCUGCCCGUCUGAAUCCCACAGAGCGGCCUUCACCAACUGGGAGACUCAGAUCGCCAGCAUUUUGAAGUGGGUGACGGAUGAGAAGGAGUCCCGGGGGUACCUGCAGGCCGUGGCGACUCGCAUGAUGGACGAGAUGGAGGCCCUGAAGCAGGCCGGGGCGCAGAGCCCGGGGCCCAAGAGCCCGGACACCCUCUGGAAAGCUCGGCGGCUGCAGAAGGUGGAGGCCUCGGCCAAGUUGGAGCUGCAGUCGGCCUUGGAGGCUGAGAUCUGGGCCAAGCAGAGUGUCCAGACGGAGCUGGAGCAGUUGAAGGCGGCCCACGUGGGCCUGGAACGACAGUUGCAGGAAGCCGAGCAGCAAAACCGGACUUUGCGCCAGGAACUGGAGAAGACCAAAGGGGAGCUGAAGGCCCGCUCUCUGGAAGGUAUCAAGUACCAAACUCCACUGGUUCCUUUCUUCUUCCGAAGCACCAGCAAGGACACCAUCGCUUUUGGGAACACGCCCGACUCCCAGGAGGCGCGGAGACCGUCCGAGGAGGUUCAGGUGUACCCCGAAGGCAGGAGAAGCCUCCAGUCCAACGCAGGAGCCCUGCUUGCCGAGAGCGGCCAUUCUGCAUCCCUCAAGCCCAAAACGCACAGCUUCAAAACCCACAGCUUCUCGGCCCCCACCAAGUGCAUGCGCUGCACAUCGCUGAUGGUCGGGCUGGUCCGGCAAGGCCUGGCUUGUGAGGCCUGCAACUUCGUCUGCCAUGUUUCCUGUGCGUCUGGAGCCUCCACCUGCCCCAUGUCCCCGGAGCAGCUGCAGAAAACCCUGGGGGUGAAUCCGGUGAAUGGAACUGGCACCGCCUUCGAGGGGUAUUUGUCGGUGCCCAAGCCCUCCGGGGUGAGGAAGGGCUGGCAGAAGGCCUUCGUGGUCAUCAGUGACUUCAAGAUUUUCCUCUUCGACGCCUCCGAAGGGAAGAUCUCACAGGGUGUCAUGCAUGUCACAGAUAUGCGGGAUGAGCAGUUUUCCGUGGCUCCUGUCCUCGCCUCCGAUGUCAUCCAUGCUAACAAUAAAGAUGUGCCUUGUAUCUUCCGGGUGACGUCCACCCAGCUCUCCUGCCCUCCCACCACCAGCUCCAUGCUCUUCCUGGCCGACAGCGAGGCCGAGAUGCGGAGGUGGACGCAGGUGCUGAGUGAACUGCAGCAGCUGCUGCGGCAGAACCAGCACUGCAACCGCUCAGUCUACGUGCUGAAGGAGGCCUACGACAACGGGCUGCCCUUCAUCCCCCAUGCCCUUUCGGCUGCAAUCCUAGACCGAGAACGACUCACUCUGGGUACAGAUUACGGACUUUUCCUUGUUAAUCUCAGGACAAAUGAUGUGCUGCGGGUGGGCGACUGCCGGCGGGUGCAGCUGCUGCUGGUCUCCCCUGAAGCUCAGCUGCUCUCUGUGCUCUGCGGCAAGAACCACGGACUCCGCGUCUUCUCGUGGGCGGAGCUGGAGACUCCCGAGGCGCCGGGGACCAAAGUGCUGGAGGCCAAAGGCUGCCAGGCGGUGGCCGUGGGGCUGAUCUGCCGCGGCACGACCCCUGUGCUCUGUGUGGCCUGCAAACGCCAGGUCCUGUGCUUCCAGAUGGCUGCCACGCACCCGCCCCACCGCCGUAUCAAGGAGAUCCAAGCGCCGGGAUACGUCCAGUGCCUGGACGUGUUGGGUGACCGCCUCUGCGUGGGCUACCCGUCCGGCUUCUCCCUCUACCCUCUGCUCAAUGAAGGGUCCCCUGUCAGCCUUCCCCACACAGACGACAUCCGGGCAUCCGCCGUGGCCCAGAUGGAAGCGCUAAAAGCCGUGGAGGUCAGCCUGAGCGAGUUCAUCUUGUGCUUCAGCGGAUUCGGCCUUUAUGUGGACGCGCACGGCUACCGGAGCCGGGCCCAGGAGCUGAUGUGGCCAGCUGCUCCUCUCAGCUGCUGCUAUAAUGCCCCUUAUUUGUCAGUAUUCAGCGAAAACAGCCUAGAUAUCUUUGACGUACGGAAGGCCGAGUGGAUUCAAACUGUCUGCCUGAAAAAGGUGCGGGCGCUGAAUCCCGAAGGCUCGUUGUGCACCUUCGGCAGCGAAAAAGUCCGGCUCACCUACCUCAGGAACAAAGGUGCAGACCAGGAUGAAUUCGAAAUUCCCCAGACCACGGAUAACAGCCGGCGGUACCUCAUGAGGACUAGGCACAAGCGGUGCUUCUCUUUCCGGAUCACCGAGGAGGAGCGGCAACACCAGAGGAGAGAGAUGAUGCGCAACCCCAGCCUCCGUGCCAAGCUCAUCUCUUCCCCAAGCAACUUCAACCACCUGGUCCAUGUCGGGCCGAGCGAAAAGCAGCACCAACUACAGGACCUACACUUGGCGCAGGAAGAGAAGAAGAAGGAGGCUGACGUCCGAAUGCGCUGCAGCAGCCUCUCCGAGAUGCGACGGCCGUCACCUGAGGGCCACAACGGGAUAACCCCUUUGGGGUCUGUUUCCUCCCUAAGACUCAAGUCAGCCAGCUCGACCUCUGACAACUCCUCGGUGUCUCCACAGUCUUUCUUCUCUGGCGUUUCGUCACUGGGAGAGCAGGUCUCAGAUUCGAGUCUUCCGUCCAGCCCAAGGAGCACCAGCACCACAUGACAGGAGGAGGCCCGGGGCUACCAGCGCCCAGCCGGACCGCAUGUGAAAUGAGCACGCCGGUGCCGGUUUGCAACAGACCAUCCGGCUCGUUUCGACGUACCUGCUUGUUGUCGUCCAAGGAAGGGAGGCGAGGAAGAGGAAGGACGGUCAGAGGCCGGACUCUGGGUCGGCUGCGGGAAAGCCACACCCCUGUGCUGCACUUAAAUCCUACGGUGGGACCGUGCAUCUGUGUCCCCCCUGCGCUCCUCCCUCCACUGACCUUUGAACCUUGGAGAACACAAGAGCUGCCGCUGCCGCUUUGUGGAUCCCGCUGCCGACACCAAUUCCCCCCUGUCCCGCUUGUUGCACAAAUAGCCAAGGGGUCAGGACACUUUUUAAAGACCUUUUUAAUGUUUACUUUAAAAAAAAAAAAGCAAAAAAAAAAGCUAAGCUAUUGCCAGCCAUAUCCUAAACAGGAGGCGGUUAACCUCUGGGUGAACGCACAUUAAAAAGAAAACCAAAUCACACGAGCUGCCUGAAGGGCCGUUUUCUUGAAAUA
Pseudonaja textilis is the source of this 5272-nucleotide messenger RNA. The record is from RefSeq and is a predicted model, not a curated record. Lineage: Eukaryota; Metazoa; Chordata; Lepidosauria; Squamata; Elapidae.